UAUUUCUGUGUUGCACAACAGUUAUAUGUGUUUCCUUCAACAUGUUUGGUGUUUCUGUUCAGCGGUGAAUGACAGUGAAGCUCUUCUUUAAGGUCUCCCCCCGCUGACCCUUCUCCAGGUGUGGACUGACUGCAGGUCCAGCCAUGCUGCUCCCCCUCCUGCUGCGUCAGUCCCUCCGCUGCCCUCCGGUGUUGUUGACAGGAAGCGCCCGGUGCCACACUCAGAGGACGCUGCACUCUCAGGCCGAGCACUUCCUGCGCCGGAAGCUUCCUCUGCGCUCCCACGCUCAGAGCCGAGGCGUGAAGAGCCGGAGCAGGAAGUCCAAGAGCCAGGAGGAGGAUUGGAAAGCCAGGAACAAGACGGUGUUGACGUACAUCGCUGCUGCGGGCGUGGGAAUGAUCGGCCUAUCGUACGCCGCCGUGCCGCUCUACAGGCUCUACUGCCAGGCGUCGGGACUUGGCGGCACGGCGGUGGCCGGCCAUGACACAGAUCAGGUGGAGACGAUGAAGCCGGUGAAAGAACGCAUCAUCAAAGUCUCGUUCAACGCAGAUCGACACGCCAGCAUGCAGUGGAACUUCAAACCGCAGCAGACGGAGAUCUUUGUGGUUCCAGGUGAGACGGCGCUGGCUUUCUACAAAGCAAAGAACCCCACAGACAAACCCAUCAUCGGCAUCUCCACCUACAACGUGGUCCCCUUCGACGCCGGGCAGUACUUCAACAAGAUCCAGUGUUUCUGCUUCGAGGAGCAGCGACUGAACCCUCACGAGGAGGUCGACAUGCCCGUCUUCUUCUACAUCGACCCCGAGUUCGACGAGGACCCCCGCAUGGCCCGCGUGGACACCAUCAUCCUGUCCUACACCUUCUUCGAGGCCAAAGAGGGGCAGAAACUUCCUCUGCCCGGAUACAGCUACAACUGACCCGACAGGGGCGCCAUCAUCCUGAUCCUGAUCCUGAUCCUGAUCCUGAUCCCUACUAAAACUAAAAACUUAAGUUUUGUUGUUAAGUUAAAAUGCAAACGAAACCUUUGACUGUGAAGAACAUUUUUUGAGAUGACUUCCUGCUGUCCCACGUCAUCAGAGAUUCAGGACGUCUGGUCGUAGCCGAGAGAAUCAUCAGCAACAUUUAGCUCCUGGAUACCACAUGUUUUAAAACGACACAACCUCUAUUGACUUAAUGUUUGAUAUCGGGCUGUCAGCAAUCACAAUUAAUCUCAAUUUGUCCCUUCAGGCUCUCCGUAGAUACUCGUCCUCAGUGUCUCCCUGUAGUCUCAGUGAUGUAAAAGAAGAACACUGCUGCAUCUCUGAAUGUCUCAUUUCACUUUAACAAACUCUCAGACAGUAAUAUCCACCUUAUGACAUCACACAUUGACCUUAUGACAUCACACAUUGACCUUUGACGUGGAUCACUUGACUCUUCUCUUUAAAGGGCGCCGUGACUCGAGGGCGUUGAUCUGAGACUGAAGACUGUUUGUGUUUGACGCCCGAGAGACCGACUGAUUGGACUGAUUGAUUUGUUCAACACACUGAAGAUGAAUGAAUAUAAUAUAUUUAAAUCUGUAAUAAAGGUUUGAACACUCUGUUUUAUUUCUUUAAA
Molecule: messenger RNA, 1593 nt
Organism: Labrus bergylta (ballan wrasse)
Lineage: Eukaryota; Metazoa; Chordata; Actinopteri; Labriformes; Labridae
Source: RefSeq, a predicted model, not a curated record